Molecule: messenger RNA, 3202 nt
Organism: Bicyclus anynana (squinting bush brown)
Lineage: Eukaryota; Metazoa; Arthropoda; Insecta; Lepidoptera; Nymphalidae
Gene: spict
Product: magnesium transporter NIPA2
Exons: 3
Coding region: 385-1380 (331 amino acids)
Biological process (GO): magnesium ion transport
Cellular component (GO): membrane
Molecular function (GO): magnesium ion transmembrane transporter activity
Source: RefSeq, a predicted model, not a curated record
UGUCAAUUACUCAAUGUCAUGUAAAGAAUAAAGAUUGUAAAGAAUCGUAAAAUAGAAUCGAAAUUCGAAAUUUUCGAAUGCGAAUACAAUAAAAUGCUCAAUUCCCCAUAGAAAUCACAUAAAUAAAAAAUAUUUCGUUAUUAAACAGUACCUAAACAGUGCUAAUUAUUUUAAAAAUAGUCAGUUACAAUAAUUACAAAUUAAAUUGUAACUUGUUUAUUGCAAUAAUAUUGUUUAAUUCUCGAUUAAACGCAUUGUUUUUUUAUAGUUACAAAAUUGACCAUUGAUAAUUCAAAAUAAUAUGAUAGCUCAAGCGUAAUAUUACCCUUAUAGGAUUUAUGACAUACAAUUGUAGUUUAGAAAUGUUCAAGAGCCAAAUACAAAAUGGAAAGUCAAGAUUAUGAUCAUGUAUCAUUUUUAAUUGGUCUCAGUUUAGCAAUAUCAUCAAGUAUAUUUAUAGGGUCAAGUUUCAUUAUAAAAAAAAUUGCUCUAAUGAAAAUGAACACUUUAGGGAACACUAGACCUUCGGCAGGAGGUUAUUCAUAUUUGAAGCAGUGGAUAUGGUGGCUAGGUUUCUUAACAAUGGGUAUAGGCGAAGCGGCGAACCUUGUUGCUUAUGCAUUUGCUCCUGCAGCUCUGGUGACUCCUUUAGGUGCUCUGAGUGUGCUUGUUGCUGCUGUACUAUCUGCUAAAUUCCUAAAUGAAAAACUUAAUAUUUCUGGCAAGAUUGGCUGUUUUUUGUGUAUCCUGGGCUCAGUUAUUUUUGUUGUGCAUUCACCUAAACAUGAUGAAAUACAACAAUUUUCAGAACUUACUACAAAGUUAAGUGAUAGUAUUUUUCUGAGUUAUAUUUUCACAAUUUUAAUUAUGACAUUAAUUGUUAAGGUAAUAUUUGUACCACGGUUUGGUAAUACAAGUAUCAUAGUAUAUAUACUAAUAUGUUCAGCAGUAGGCAGUUUGACUGUAGUUUUCUGUAAAGGUGUAGCUUUAGGCAUUAAAGAAAGUAUUAAUAGUGAUAUAAAUAAUAUUUCUAGUUUCAUAUUUUGGUUAUUGCUCAUAAUGAGUAUUAUUUGUAUCAUGAUACAAAUGAACUAUUUAAAUAAGGCACUUGAUAUAUUCAAUACAAAUAUAGUUACACCAGUUUAUUAUGUUAUGUUUACAGUAUUAGUUAUCAUAGCAUCUGGUAUUUUGUUUAGGGAAUGGGAACAAAUGGAAAUGUAUGAUAUUGUGGGCUGCUUGUGUGGUUUCUUUAUUUUAAUAGUAGCAGUCUUUACACUAAACACCUUUAAAGAAAAAAGUUUUACUUUUGAUUUAAGACAUAGGAUGUCUAUACAGGAAGAAAAUUUUUUUAGUGCGGAUAUUUUUAUAUUUUGUACAUAAACAAAAUUUAAUGAUCACGUAUUUUUUCUUUUUUUUUUUAACUCAAAAAUAACAAAAUUAUCGUUAGCUAAAGUUAUUUACUUUUGAACAGAAUUUUAGGGUCACCCUAUUGUGCGUUUAUUUUAUUUUCGUUUGAUACCUAAAGGACGUCACCAGAUCACUUUUAAGCUGAAUAUAUCUUGUUUAGUAAUAAUAUGUACAUUAUUUUGUUAUUUUAGAGACAUAAAUAAAUAAAAAAAAAUACAUAAAAUGUAUCGAACUGUUUGUAGAUUUAUAUUCUAUUAAUGAUACAGAACCACGAAAAAAAAUAUCCGCACUAAAGACCGAAUCACCCUGUAUAAAUAAGGGUGUUGGUGAUGAUGAUAAUGUUAUAACUUAGAACCAAAAAGUAACUAAUUUAUUAUUUAAAACAUAAAUAAGUGAGAAAGUGAUAGUAUCCAAAGUAUUAUGUGAAGGUAACAAAACAAUACUACAAGUUAUAUUAUAAAUUAUAUAAUAUAUUUAAUAUUUAUGUUAUAAUUUUACACUUUAGCCAUGCUAUAACAAAGAUCAUUAUUUGAUCUUUUUAUUUUGAAACUUAAUAGAUAGUAGCAUGCAUAAGUUUUUUAACUAGGGUGUGCACUAUAAGUAAAUACUGGAAAAUUUCUUGUCCAACUAUGUAUUCUGUGGUCCAACAUAGGUUUGUAUUGAGUUCUUGGGGUAGGCAGUGCUUUUUUGCAUCUAUGAACUGCACGCCACUGAUAGAAGCCACUUCACAGAAGUUAUCUACCUAUGGAUGGCACUGUAAUAUCAUUCUUAUCAUAAUUGUAAUAAAUAACUACUGCAUACAUAGUAAUUCUAUUCAAUGAUUAAACCAUCAUAUAAGUAAAUGCAAUAUUUCACAAUUUAUAUAGGCAAUAAAUAUACCAUCAAGUGAGAUUGCAGUCAAGGGCUCACUUGUAAAGAAUAAAAAAAGAGGUAUAAGUUGUGGUAUUGUAUUUAGAUUUUGACCACUAGAAAGCUACAUUAUUUGUAAAAGCUACAUUAGUAGGCUAUAUUUUAUCCUCACCUUCCCAUGGGAGCUAUGUGGAUAAAACCACUGACAUCACUUAUAAGCAAUAAACUCUUUAAUUUGAAUUCCACAAAAAAAAAUCAAAUAAACAUAGUUAAAAUAGAUAAUUAUCUACACUGAUAUUAUAAAUAGGAAAGAUUUGAUUGUUUACAUUGAAUAGGCUCUGAAACUACUGGACCAAUUUGAAUAAUUCUACAUUGUCUCUGAUGAACAUAGGUUAUAUAUAUUUUAUCCCUUUAUUUCCUGUCCCACAGGAACAGAAACUAGCAUCUGUUAGUUUUACAAUAAGGUUAAAAGUAUUUUAAAUCAUUCAUUGAUUAGAAUAUAAGAAAAAUAAUAUAUUUAAUUUGUUCCAACAAAAUACAUUGAAAAUUUUGGUUGUGUUUUAUUAUUGUGGCUAUAAAUUAAGCAUUUGCCCAUAAAUUACAACAAUUAUAAUUUUAUUUAAAUGUAGUAAUGAUGAGGCCAGUGAUAAAUAAAAUAUAUAUCUUUUAAAUUUGUAUAAACAUGGUUUUUAUUUAAAAAGUUAUUUAUAAAAAAAAAUCUACAUUAUCAGUACAGAAACAAGAAACUAAUUCUUAGUAUUUAGAAUAAUUAUAUUCUUAAUAAACAAUGUCAGACAUACCUUUCCUUGACUGUUUUCCUUUCUAAACAAGUAAAUAUUACUAUUUCACCCCAUUCUAUUUAUAUGUUUGCAUGUUUUAUAUUUAUAAUAAAUAGUCCAAAAACAUUUUCUAAAAAUAUAACUCUAACCAUGAACAAUUUAUAUUA